CGACCUCAGCACUCUAACGCCGCAGCAUUGUUGCCAGGGAGUGGGUGAGUCACAUCAUUGGUGUCAGACUUGGCUGCUAUCACAGGAGUUUCGUGGUAGUGAAGCUACGUCUAUAGCGCCGUUUAGCAGUACCAGCACAACGUGUUGUGAGAAACCAGCCGCCUAGAGACCUGUGACAAUGGCAGCGACGGACAGCGAACCUAUACUGAGUGGGCCCAGAGACGACUGGCCCCGCCUCGACGUUCAUCUGUCAACACGCUUGGUGCGCAGUCUUGUCGGCAUGGGCGAUCGCAUAGUGCAGGUGUACCCAGAGGCUGGAGGCGGCGCCAAGGAGGUGAGUGCUCACUGGCUGCUGCAGCGCGCGGCCGCGGAGGACGCGGCGCUGCGAGUCGGCGCCGGCGACAUGGUUGUGGCCUGCUGCAGCUGGAGCCCGCACCUCGCGCCGCUGAUGCUGGCAACAAUCGCGCGCGACGCCAUCUUCGUCCCUCUCAACCCGGACCAGCCCACAGAGGACCUGCGACGGCUGCUGGUGCGGCUGUCCCCCGCGGCGGUGCUGUGCGAGGAGGCGGCGCUGGGGGCGGUGUCUGCGGCCAGCCCCGUGCAGCCGCAGCCGCUGGGCGCCGCCGCCCCCGUGCCAGCAGCAGACGUGCAGCGCUUCGUGACCCAGCAGCUGUCGCGGCCGCCGCCUAAGGGGGAGGACGCGCGCCGACCCGUCAUCGCGCUACACAGCUCGGGCACCACGGGCGACCCCAAGACCAUCCUGCACUCCCAGGCCAGCUUUUCUUCACUGCUCGACGUCAUCAGGAGGAAAGACUCAAACUACCGUGAGGGUGAUGUGUUCGUGAUAAACACGCCAUUCUUCUGGGUGACACAAGUAGUCGCCACGCUGAUGUCGAUGGAUUUCCCUGUCAAAGUGGUGGCAGUAAAAGGCAUGGACCCCGCAGCCUUUCGUGACGCAAUACAAAAAUACCAGGCAACGACCGUGCUGACCCCGCCGCACGUGUGGACGCGGUUGACGAAGAUGGAGGACUCGACCCACGAGCAGUUCCGGUCGCUGCGCUUCCCGGUCAGUUCGGGCUCCACGCUGGACUCGAGCAAGGCGGCGCUGCUGCACGAACGGCUGGGCCUGCGCAUGGCUCAGUGGUACGGCACUUCAGAGGUGCUCCCCAUAGCCGGAAUCACCAGGGGCGAGGGGGGAGCGCUGCCGCCCACUGGGUCCGUGGGCCGCAUCAACGCCUACACGCAGGCCAGGGUAGUGGACGUGGAGACGGGCCGCACACUGGGACCUGGCCAGGAAGGCGAGCUGCACUUCCGUGGGCCCACAGCCUGCAACGCGGUGGGCCCGGACCAGUGGUUCAACACCGGGGACAUCGGACACUACGAGCCCGCCGGCUGGAUAUUCGUCGUGGACCGCGUCAAGGAGCUCAUCAAGUUCCAGGGCAUACAUGUGUCUCCCUCAGAGAUCGAGUCUGUGCUGGUCUCGCACCCGGCCGUGGCGGACGCCGUGGUGCUGGGGAAGCCGCACCCCACAGACACGGAGCACCCCACCGGCUUCGUCGUCCUGCGGCCCGGCGCCUCCGUCACGCGACAACAGCUCGUCGACCUGGUGGCUGACAAGCUGUCCAGCUACCCGUACAAGCACCUACGGGGCGGCGUCCACUUUGUGUCAUCCAUCCCUAGGACGGUGGUGGGCAAAGUGAAGAGGGCGAACCUCCUGCAGACUCUCACCGCACAAGCCGAGCAGACGGCGCAGUGAAGGCAGCCGUCGUAUCAGCCAGUGAUCUGAGAGCACUCACAAGUAGUCACUGACGAGUCAAGAGAGUUCCCUACUAUUCUACUGUGGUAUCAAAGCAUUACUCAUGUUACAAAGUGAUUAACACAUCUCUGGUUUCCUUAUUAAUAAAGUCGUAAUUGUCUAUA
This is a messenger RNA of Schistocerca cancellata (South American locust), 1920 nucleotides long. Its product is annotated as probable 4-coumarate--CoA ligase 1. The transcript has 9 exons. The record is from RefSeq and is a predicted model, not a curated record. Gene Ontology annotation, molecular function: long-chain fatty acid-CoA ligase activity. Gene Ontology annotation, biological process: fatty-acyl-CoA biosynthetic process; long-chain fatty acid metabolic process. Lineage: Eukaryota; Metazoa; Arthropoda; Insecta; Orthoptera; Acrididae. The coding region runs from base 179 to 1756 and encodes 525 amino acids.